GACCGAGCACAGAUACAAUUGCCGCGUUCUCUCACACUCACGUCAACCUGCAAUAAAGUAUCUCAGCUUGCUUCCUCUCUAUCCAUAACAUCCACCCCCUCCCCCUUCACAUCAAUGUCCUCCAUGCAUCGCUCGACGUCGGGCACCAUCCCCUCAAUGGAGACGAGCCACGAUGAGCUCAAGGAUAACACCGUUAUCGUUGUCUUUGGCGCUUCUGGCGAUCUCGCAAAGAAGAAGACUUAUCCUGCACUGUUCGGUUUAUAUCGUAAUGGUUAUCUACCAAAAGAUGUCCAUAUCGUCGGUUACGCUCGCACAAAGAUGGACGAGGCAGAGUAUCACAAACGUGCAACUUCAUACAUCAAGAAUCCCGAUAACGACCCAGAGGUGUCUGCUAAAGUAGAGGAGUUCAAGAAACUCUCAACGUACAUCUCGGGUGGCUAUGAAGAUAGCCCUUCCUUCCAGAACCUAACAAAGCAUCUCGAGUCCAUUGAGUCAAAAUACCCAUCAAAGGAGGCUAAUCGGCUCUUUUAUCUUGCCCUACCACCCAGUGUAUUCGUCCCUGUGGCAAAACACGUCAAAGAGAGCUGUUAUUCGGCCAACGGAAUCAAUCGUAUCAUCGUCGAGAAACCAUUUGGGAAAGAUCUUCAAUCUUGCAGAGACUUGCUAGGUUCCUUGAAACAAUCGUGGACUGAGGAUGAGACGUUCCGGAUUGAUCAUUACCUCGGGAAGGAGAUGGUCAAAAAUCUGCUUGUCCUUCGCUUCGCUAACAUUGCUAUGGGUGCUGCAUGGGAUAAAAAUUCUAUCAGCAACGUUCAAAUCACCUUCAAGGAACCGUUUGGUACAGAGGGGCGUGGUGGAUAUUUUGACGAAUUUGGGAUUAUUCGAGACGUUCUGCAAAACCAUUUACUGCAGGUCCUGAGUAUUCUCACCAUGGAACGACCAGUAUCAUUCGCAGCUGAAGAUAUCCGUGAUGAAAAAGUCAAAGUCCUGCGUGCUAUCCCACCCAUCGAGCGUAAAGACACACUUUUGGGCCAGUAUGUAUCUGCGAACGGAAAGCCAGGUUACCUGGACGACGAUACAGUUCCAAAAGGCUCAGUUUGCCCUACUUUCGCUGCCACUGUCCUCUGGAUUAACAACGAGCGGUGGGAAGGCGUGCCUUUCGUUCUCAAGGCUGGCAAAGCUCUUAACGAAGCCAAGGUGGAGAUCCGGGUUCAAUUUAAAGAUGUCACGCAAGGGAUCUUCAAAGACAUCUCACGCAACGAGCUUGUCAUGCGUAUUCAGCCCUCUGAAGCCGUUUACUUGAAAUUAAACACCAAGACACCUGGCCUGUACACACGUGCGCUCCCAACAGAGAUGGACCUCACAUAUAAGAGGCGGUUUUCAGAUGCAAAGAUACCGGAGGCCUAUGAGGCACUAAUUCUCGAUGCGCUCAAAGGUGACCACUCCAACUUUGUGCGUGAUGAUGAAUUAGAUGUUGCAUGGAAGAUCUUUACUCCUAUCUUGCACUGGAUAGAUGGCGUAGAGGGGCCUCGGCCUCGGCCUUCCCCUUACCCAUACGGUUCUCGGGGACCGAAAGAGCUUGAUGACUUCAUUGGUAAACUAGGGUACAAGCGAUCAACUGACGGAUACAAUUGGCCCGUGACUAGCAUUUCAAACCUGUAACUUUUUAUAUAUGCAGCAAUCCGAUGAAAAAGUAAUUUCGCAACUCUCUUUGUACGGUACCUUACGACGUGCGUUCUAUGUGGCAUAGGGAUGUAAAGCCUUGAAGUUUGAAAUUUUGAACGUUGGUUCUCUGUGAUUCAAUGACAAUCCUUGUAAAGUACAUAUUUGCAAACAUUUGAAGAGAAGGACUUCGAACCUG
Serpula lacrymans var. lacrymans S7.9 is the source of this 1861-nucleotide messenger RNA. RefSeq lists its product as uncharacterized. The transcript is spliced from 8 exons. Lineage: Eukaryota; Fungi; Basidiomycota; Agaricomycetes; Boletales; Serpulaceae. Bases 115 to 1662 code for a protein of 515 amino acids. Gene Ontology annotation, biological process: pentose-phosphate shunt, oxidative branch; glucose metabolic process. Gene Ontology annotation, cellular component: cytosol. Gene Ontology annotation, molecular function: glucose-6-phosphate dehydrogenase activity; NADP binding. The record is from RefSeq and is a predicted model, not a curated record.